Panthera uncia (snow leopard) is the source of this 4195-nucleotide messenger RNA. It is a transcript of the gene IPP, whose product is annotated as intracisternal A particle-promoted polypeptide. NCBI's taxonomy places the organism in Eukaryota, Metazoa, Chordata, Mammalia, Carnivora, Felidae. The transcript is spliced from 9 exons. The coding region runs from base 678 to 2432 and encodes 584 amino acids. The record is from RefSeq and is a predicted model, not a curated record. Gene Ontology annotation, molecular function: actin binding.
ACCUCUGCCUCUUUGGCCCUGCUGUUUCCCCCCGCCCUCUCCGCGCCGGCGCUGGCGCCGGUAGCGACUGCGCGCGCAGAGCCUGAGCAGGCGCCGGCGGGAAGGGGAAGAGGCGGGUAAGAACGGCCUGCGUCCGGGUGCGACCAUGACAGGGUUGGGAAUGUCCUCUUCGGCUCUCACAGCUCUUGGGACCCCUAAGGAGGGGAGCCUCUGGAACCGGUUCCUCAUGCAGCUCAGGCGUGCCUCUGAUAGUCGAAAUGUUUCCGCCCUCACCUUUCGUUAGGUCUGGUCCGCUCCGCUCCUGCGUCUCCUUUCCCCACCCCCACCGGGGAAUCCUCAGGCCCCUAGCCUGUCCGCUAGCCCCAGACAAGUCUCACUUGCCUUACCCGCCAUUUAGGUAGUGCCCAGUGUUUAUCUGCUUGUAGUGUCGCGGUAGCUGUGACUCUCCAGGUCCCCAAUUCAAACACACAAAGAGCCUCGUUUUUUUGACGCUUGCUGUUUCUGACACCCUUUGCUGAAGGAGCUUCCCGAUGCUCUCAGCAAUGAAGUCAAGGCCACCAGACAGAUCUUCUUUACUUCCGAGCAUCUCCAUCUAAUUAUCUGCCUUUCAUGGUUUGGUUUCUUGAGGGUAGGACCAGAUUAUGGGCAACAGUUCUUUUAAUUAAUCUGUCAUCAUCAUGGCUAAUGAGGACUGUCCCAAGGCUGGUGAUAGUCCUUUUUCAUCGGAUAAACAUGCCCAACUCAUCUUGGCCCAGAUCAAUAAAAUGAGGAAUGGAGAGCAUUUCUGUGAUGUGCAGCUGCAAGUUGGGAAGGAAACUUUUAAAGUUCAUCGGCUGGUGCUGGCUGCCAGUAGCCCUUACUUUGCAGCUUUGUUUACUGGAGGAAUGAAAGAGUCCUCAAAAGAUGUUGUACAGAUUCUAGGAAUUGAAGCUGGAAUCUUUCAAAUACUUCUAGAUUUCAUAUAUACAGGUAUAGUGAACAUAGGCGUGAAUAAUGUCCAGGAGUUGAUUGUUGCAGCAGACAUGCUACAGUUGACUGAAGUUGUUAAUCUUUGCUGUGAAUUUCUGAAAGGACAAAUUGAUCCACUGAACUGCAUUGGGAUCUUUCAGUUCUCUGAGCAAAUUGCCUGCCAUGAUCUUUUGGAAUUCACAGAAAACUACAUUCAUGUCCAUUUCUUGGAGGUUCACAGUGGGGAAGAGUUCCUGGCACUUACAAAAGAUCAACUGAUCAAAAUUUUGCGAAGCGAAGAGCUUAGUAUUGAGGAUGAAUAUCAGGUCUUCUUAGCUGCAAUGCAAUGGAUUCUGAAGGAUCUGGGAAAAAGAAGAAAAUAUGUGGUGGAAGUGCUAGAACCAAUUCGAUUCCCUUUAUUACCUCCUCAGAGGCUUUUAAAGUAUAUUGAAGGAGUGUCCGAUUUCAAUCUUCGUGUUGCGUUGCAAACACUUUUGAAAGAGUACUGUGAGGUGUGCAAAUCUUCCAAAGAGAACAAAUUUUGUAAUUUUCUGCAGACAUCUAAGGUUCGACCUCGGAAGAAAGCAAGAAAGUACCUGUAUGCAGUAGGUGGAUAUACUCGGUUGCAGGGGGGUCGUUGGAGUGAUAGCAGAGCCCUCAGCUGUGUAGAACGUUUUGACACCUUUAGCCAGUACUGGACCACUGUGUCUUCACUUCAUCAGGCUCGAUGUGGGCUGGGAGUAGCAGUUCUGGGAGGGAUGGUUUACGCUAUUGGAGGUGAGAAGGAUUCAAUGAUUUUUGACUGUACUGAAUGCUAUGAUCCGGUUACUAAACAGUGGACAACUGUAGCUUCAAUGAAUCACCCCCGCUGUGGCUUGGGAGUGUGUGUGUGUUAUGGGGCUAUCUAUGCUUUGGGUGGAUGGGUUGGAGCUGAGAUAGGGAACACCAUUGAACGAUUUGAUCCUGAUGAAAAUAAAUGGGAAGUAGUUGGCAACAUGGCUAUGUCACGCUACUACUUUGGGUGUUGUGAAAUGCAAGGUUUAAUUUACGUAAUUGGGGGCAUCAGCAAUGAAGGAAUAGAGCUUCGUUCUUUUGAAGUAUAUGAUCCACUUUCUAAGCGUUGGUCUCCACUUCCUCCAAUGGGAACCAGGAGAGCAUAUCUUGGAGUGGCUGCACUUAAUGAUUGUAUCUAUUCUGUUGGAGGAUGGAAUGAGACACAAGAUGCUCUUCAUACUGUAGAAAAAUAUUCCUUCGAAGAGGAAAAGUGGGUUGAAGUUGCUUCGAUGAAAGUGCCUAGAGCAGGCAUGUGUGUUGUGGCAGUUAAUGGGCUUCUGUAUGUUUCUGGAGGUCGAUCUUCCAGCCAUGAUUUCUUGGCCCCAGGUACCUUGGACUCUGUUGAAGUUUAUAACCCUCAUUCAGAUACAUGGACAGAAAUCGGUAACAUGAUCACCAGUCGUUGUGAAGGUGGUAUUGCUGUACUAUGAAAUAUAAAGCAUAAGGGAGCACAAGAAACAUUUUGAAAAUAAAAUGUUUGCAAAUCACAUAUGUAUUUGGUGAUAGGACCCUCUGAUUCUGUUGAGUUUUCCAUGUAUUUGAUAGGUUAGAUGACUAAAGAAUGAUUUCUCUAAGAAUUUGAGUGAGAGGAGAUAUGGAACAUAUCCUAAAUUAAUAAAGAACUCACACAAAUUUGUUAAGCUUACCAAUAGCAAUGCUGUUUUUGCUCUAGAAUUUUCCCCUAAGGGAAGAGUCCUAAUUGUAAAAAUGAUUUGCUAGAAGCUUCUUGGCUAAUAGCCCCUUUACCUGUUUCUCCGGGGCAAGCCAAGCUGUAACAUGACCCUUAUGUGAUACAAGAAUUUGAGUGAGACAGUUUAAAGAUGUCUGUACAUUCAUGAUUCAGUCCAUAGCUCCAUGGCCAUAGUUGAACCUACAGAGAAAAGCCAAUGAAACAACUCCCUACUUUCAUUUGAUGCCAGGAGUUUUCAAUAGCCCCAGACUUUUUAUUAGCAGCAGAUACACUGGGAGGGACAUGUGGGAAAUAUCUAGCUAUCUGUAUAGAUGUUUAUAUAGAUUGAUACAUUUUUGCCUAUUGUUCACAGGGUUAAAAAAGCUUCUGUUCACUUAUAUUUUUUGUCUUAAUGCUGAAAAUGCAAGUGAGGAAUUACUAGGAGGUUCUUAGUGAUAGUCUAUUAGUGCAAUUGGAUAAUAUAAUGGGUAACAGAGCCUAGUGGGAGGUUAACACCUAUUUUCUAAAUAGUUCUUAGUUUGGCUUUGGGAAGAGGGAAUUUUAUUACACCAUCAACCUUGGUAAAGCUUACUUAUACUUGAGCAAGCCUAAGUAUGAACUUAGUACAAAGCCUACUGCCUUGCUUGGAAAAAGUGGAAUUGUAGGUACCUAUGAAGCUUUUAUAGACAUUGUUAAGUUAAAGGACUCUGAUCCAAAACUGCUUCUCAGAACUUUUCAUUUUUCACCUGAGAAACAUUCUAAAGAAUGUUUUCUGUCCAGUUCUGAGGAACAUUCUUUGUGUACAUGAUCAUUAUUUUAUUUAUUUCCACUAGUCGUUUGGAACCAUACAUAUUAAAGGUCUUGCAUACAUUUACGUUUACCUAGUGAUUCCAGGAUUUGAUUUGUAUAUCCCUGAUUUCCCUUUUUCUUUACUAAAGUUCUUCAGGGUAUUGUUAACAGGGAUCAGCAGCUUAUUUAGAUACACAAUCUUUGGUAAGCAUUAAAGACUUAGCACUCAUAUCCAAAAUAUUUGGAUUGGCCCACAAGGGUACUUUCUUCCAUAACUUAACCAUAUGCAUGUAUUAAGAAAAGCCCAAGUAGUGCAGACACAAAGCUCUGUGUCCCUUUCUUUGGGGUAUCCUGAAAGUCUGAAGUGUCAUAGAUGCUUGGCUGAGACCUAUAAAAUGUCAAGGAAUGAAGUAUCAAGAUCAUUUGUAAAUUAUUGAAGCUCUAAUUUAUGUGCCUUUAAUAUUUCUAGUUAUAGAAAAUCUGCAUUCUGGUUCAAAAGAGAUUUAAAAAAUACUACUGUAAUUUAGUUCCCAUUAUUGCCUGGUGCCAAACUAAAAUGGCACUGUGAGGGAGGCAUUUUGUAUUGUGGUGGCAGAAACCUGUCAAGACAAUCCAUGUUUGGGCUUAACAGGUCCAGACAAUCUCUGUAAAUAGAUAAUUGUAAAAAUGCUUAUUAUUUUUUGGGUAGUGACACUGUUUUAAAAAUAAUGUACUAAUAAAGUAUGUUGAUUUUUG